This is a messenger RNA of Ruditapes philippinarum (Manila clam), 779 nucleotides long. RefSeq names its product heat shock protein 75 kDa, mitochondrial-like. Gene Ontology annotation, molecular function: protein kinase binding; ATP-dependent protein folding chaperone; ATP hydrolysis activity. Gene Ontology annotation, cellular component: mitochondrial inner membrane. The record is from RefSeq and is a predicted model, not a curated record. The annotation marks the transcript as partial. The transcript is spliced from 6 exons. Gene Ontology annotation, biological process: protein folding. NCBI's taxonomy places the organism in Eukaryota, Metazoa, Mollusca, Bivalvia, Venerida, Veneridae.
AACCUAUUCGACAAAAUGUCAGCCUCCAUGAGAACGUGUAUUGUGAGACGACCUACUGUAAUUAAACAGUAUUUUGGUAUCACAAGUUGUCAGAAUGUAUUGACUGGCGGGGCGUUUCAAAGAAAAAGUAUAUUUACUCACGCUGCACGUGAUAACCUGAAAAAGAUUCCCAUAUACCAGUGUGGUUCUCGAUGGCAACAAACAAAAGGAUUUCACAACAGUUCUGCUCUAUGGACUGUAGAAGAAACAGCAAAUGAAGAAUCAGUGGAAGAUGAUUUUCAUACUAUCAUCAAAAAUACAGAAAGAUCUAAAGGUCCCUCAGAUAAACUUGAGUUCCAGGCAGAGACUAGGAAACUGUUGGACAUUGUUGCGAGAUCACUGUACAGUGAAAAAGAGGUGUUUAUUAGAGAGCUGAUAUCCAACUCUAGCGAUGCUCUUGAAAAACUUCGUUACAAACAAAUGGCUGAUGGUGACAUAGAGGACAGUGACCUCCCCUUGGAAAUUGAUAUUGCUGGUGAUGAGACAAAGAAAACAAUCACUAUUCAGGAUACUGGUAUUGGUAUGACACGAGAAGAAAUGGUAAAAAAUCUGGGAACAAUUGCUCAUUCUGGAUCUAAGGCCUUCUUAGACUCAAUGAAGGACAGUUCUGAUGCUAGCAAGAAUAUUAUUGGCCAGUUUGGUGUAGGUUUUUACUCGUCAUUCAUGGUAGGAAAUAAGGUUGAUGUUUACAGUAAAUCAUGCAUACCAGGGUCCCAGGCUUACAAAUGGUCCUCUGAUGG